AUGACGGCUACUAGUCAAGAUGCAGCAAGCGGGAUCUCUAACCUCAAAAUUUACGGAAAAGAAUCGGCCAGCUCGUCAGCUAUAAGCUUGAAGCACGACUACAUUGACAGUCCCUUUAGCGGCAAAAAGGACCAGUUUGAGCGGGUUUUGGAUUUGCUCGACUCGACGGGGUUCAUUCCGGAAUCGUUGUUGGAAGCUGAAGCCAGGUGGUUUUACGAGUCCUUGGGCAUUGACGAUGUCUUCUUUGCACGACUGACGCCAGAGGAGAUUGCCGGGCAUGUGCACGCUUUGUACUCGUGUAAAGUGCAAGCGUAUGCCAACUCGGGCGAACAACCGUUGAUCUCGUACAAGAGAGAAGCGGAAGACCACGCGGUUUUUUUCGAUACCGUUGAUGCGCGAGAUCACCAAAGAAACCCGUUUGAAGAGAGAAUCGAUGAUAAGUACAUUGAUCCCUCGGUGCCAACAGCAAAAAGCUAUCGUUUGGAGUACUUCUGCUCGCCCUUGAACUACCGCACCGACCCUAUUCUCAAUGGCGUCUACUCGCAAAACAAGCAGUUGCAAGAGCAAUACGUUCGCUUAUUCUUUGUCUACAAGAAUGAAUUCAAUAAUCUCGAUGCUGCGGACUCGUUGGCGCUGGAUAUCGAAAAAGUUGGUGACAAGACUUUUUUGAAAAUCGCUUCCCCCAAUACAAAGACGCUUUACGAUUGCAUUCAAAAGGAAGUUUUAAAAUCGACUGGCCCCAUCAUUAAACAUUUCCCUAUUGAAAACAGUGAAGAGUAUAGAGUCAUUAUCGGCUUUAAGCAAAACUCGGCGCCAAGGUAUAACUCGGCAUUGAGCGAUUUGGCCAAUUACUACAAGUUGCAAACCACUAGGAAGUAUGUUGAACAAUUUGCCAAUGGUGUCACCAUCAUUUCCAUGUAUGUCACCUCGAGACUGAGCCACUCGGCUGCUGACUUGUCCAUAUACCAAGUCAUCAAGGAGGCCUCCUUGUUGUACUGUAUUCCACACAAUUUCUUCCAUAACAGGUUUAUCAAGGGCGACUUGUCAUUGCAGGAGUCUAUUUAUGCGCAAUCGGGUGUCAUUUUCGUCACCCAUUUUUUGAACCGGUUAGGUCCAGAAUACAACAAAUUGUCCUCGUUGUUGGAUCCAUCCAAGUCUAUUGAACACGCUGAAGUGUUGAGCAGCUUGAAAAAAAGAUUGAGAGCUGAAACUUAUACUCAGGAUUACAUCAAAGAGGUGUUCAACGCGAGAAGCGACAUUGUCCGCAAAUUGUACCGCCAAUUUGCAGAUGUCCACUAUAUCAGAUCCUCGAUGGAAAAGACCUUGUCCUACCAGAGAUUGUCCCAAAUCACCCCUGUGGGCUCCGAAGAAGAAUUUGAAAACUUGUUGAGCAGGGAAUGUUCGCAAAACGAGCACCACGCUAUCGUCUUGAGGGCAUUGUACAAGUUCAACAAGUCAAUAUUAAAGACAAAUUUCUAUACUCCUACGAAAGUUGCCUUGUCGUUUAGAUUGAACCCCCUGUUUUUGCCCGAAGCAGAAUACCCAGAUCGCCCAUUUGGCAUGUUUUUCAUUGUUGGCUCGGACUUUAGAGGCUUCCACAUUCGAUUCAGAGACAUUGCACGUGGAGGUAUCAGAAUCGUUAGAUCGAGAUCGCUAGAUGCCUACAAUGUCAAUGUCAGAAAUCUCUUUGACGAAAAUUACAACUUGGCCAACACGCAACAGCGUAAAAACAAAGAUAUCCCCGAAGGUGGCUCGAAAGGUGUGAUUCUAUUGGAUGUAGGUGCUGCGCAAGAACGUCCACAAUCGAGCUUUGAAAAAUACAUUGACGCCUUGAUUGAUUUGCUUUUGAAGCAGCACAUCCCUGGGGUCAAGGACCACUAUGUCGACUUGUACAAUAAGCCCGAGAUUCUCUUUUUGGGACCAGAUGAAGGAACCGCCGGAUACGUUGAUUGGGCCACGUUGCACGCCAAAGAACGAGGCGCACCAUGGUGGAAAUCGUUCUUGACGGGCAAAUCUCCGCAGAUUGGUGGUAUUCCACACGAUGAGUACGGCAUGACAAGUUUGUCUGUUCGUGCUUACGUCAACAAAAUCUACCAGAAAUUGGAUAUUGACAAUGGCAAGAUUCGCAAGUUUCAAACUGGUGGUCCCGACGGAGACUUGGGAUCCAACGAAAUCUUGUUGUCAAGAAAUGAAAACUAUGUCGGUUUAGUUGACGGUUCGGGAGUCAUUUGCGAUCCAAAUGGAUUGGACAAGGAGGAGUUGCUCCGGUUAGCCAAGGAGAGGAAAAUGAUUGAACACUAUGACAAGUCUAAAUUGUCGCUGCAAGGUUACAUUGUUUUGGUUGACGAUAUGGACGUUACAUUACCAAAUGGCCAACUAGUCACCAGCGGUGUUGCAUUUAGAAACACCUUCCAUUUGCGAUUGAAAGAGCAAUACGGCGUCGAUGGCGGCGUCGACUUGUUUGUCCCCUGUGGCGGCAGACCAGCUGCCAUUGACACCAAUAACGUGCAAGAUUUAAUUGACGAAAAGACGGGCAAGUCGAUUGUUCCUUACUUUGUUGAAGGUGCCAAUUUGUUCGUCACGCAAUCGGCAAAACUAGUGUUGGAGAAAGCCGGCACCAUUAUUUUCAAAGAUGCUUCGACAAACAAAGGCGGCGUCACUUCUUCCUCUUUGGAAGUGCUCGCCGCGUUGGCAUUUGACGACAAGGGCUUUUUGCAGAAUAUGUGUGUCAAUUCAGACACUGGUGCUAAGCCCGAGUUUUACGUCAACUAUGUCAAGGACGUGCAGAGCAAGAUUGUUGCUAAUGCCAAUGCCGAGUUUGAAGCGCUUUGGAAACUAAACAAGGACACUGGCGUUCCUUUUACUAUAUUAUCAGACAAACUUUCACUUGCCAUUAACAAGUUGGGCGACGAGUUGGCCAACUCCAAAGAGCUCUGGGACGAUGAUAUCGAGUUUAGAAACGCCGUGUUGUUGGACUCGUUGCCACCAUUGUUGUUGGAAGAGAUUGGCAUUGAAAACGUGCUUGCUCGUGUGCCGCAAGCUUACUUGAGGGCCAUUUUCGCCACGCACUUGGCAUCGAGCUUUGUAUAUUCGAGGGGCAUUGAUUCGAACCCUGCCAAGUUUUUGGAGUUUAUCAGUAGUCUUAGGAAGGAGUUUGUCAAGAAGGGGUUGUUAAAGUAUUGA
This is a messenger RNA of Lodderomyces beijingensis, 3183 nucleotides long. The record is from the annotation of a GenBank genome assembly. NCBI's taxonomy places the organism in Eukaryota, Fungi, Ascomycota, Pichiomycetes, Serinales, Debaryomycetaceae.